Molecule: messenger RNA, 965 nt
Organism: Cuscuta campestris
Lineage: Eukaryota; Viridiplantae; Streptophyta; Magnoliopsida; Solanales; Convolvulaceae
Source: the annotation of a GenBank genome assembly
GAGUGGAAACAACAUCGGAAAUCACCAACUUUGUCAUUCCCGUCACAAUUGGACAGCUUGCGGUAUUUUGGGCAUAUCUCCAUCGUUUCUGCACGAAAUUGCAAACCGUUUGAUUCUGUGGAUUCCUAAGAUAUAAGGCUAUAACUUUCGUAUAGAAAGUAGUUCGAAUUAACAGGUGUAAAAUAACGUAAAUCGGACCUGAAGUCAAUGGAAAGUUGCUGUCCAGAAUUUCGGCUAUGUCGAUGAACACGAUUCCGACGAUUAACUCACUAAUUUCAAUAUUCCAACGCCAAACCCUCUCUACGAUACCUUCCGGAUGUUCCUAAUAAUUGUUAGAGAGUUUAUGGUAGGUAUUUGGAAUGAAAUAAUAUGAAUUUGGUGAAGAAACACAUGCCAACCCGAGGAGCUCGCCACCACUGGUGCAGUCCCGGUAUUUUGGUCAUAUCUUCUUCGUUACUUAACGAAAUCGCGAGCCGUUUGUUGGGCUGGAUUCGUAUCGUCCGGGGCUACAACUUUGGUUCAGAAAGUAUUCCGAGAUAAUGGAUGGAAAAUUUCAGUUUUUACCUCAAAGUGGACUGAUGUGUUUUGGUUUCAGGAUUUUGGACACUUGAAUGGAAAUGGGUGAGAUUUGGAGUAUUAUAUUAGUGGAGAGUUAGUGGAUUUCUUAGGAUAUAUUGGGUGGCUAGUGGAGUGACUUACGUGAUUGGGGAGGGAUUUUAGAGUAUUAGUUUUGGAGUUUUGUUCAAACUGAACAGAUUACUCUAAACGGUACGCGCUUUUUCUCACCCAAACUGCUCCGAAUUGAAAACGAAUUGCAUUUUUAGAAUCAGACUGUCAAAACUAGAAUUCUGACAUAAUCAAAAUAUUUUUCUGAGAACUUUUAUUUUUCUCAGUGUUCAGGUCUUUCUCUGUCCUAAAUUAAUUUAAUAAUAUGAAUGAGAUAAAAAUAUAUGAAUUAAAUCCAA